AUGAUUCCUACCUGGCGCCUUAGAUUCUUUUGGGUCAGUUAAGGAACAAAAAAAAGCUGUUGGACUUUUCCUGUCAAAGUUGAGUCGAAUAUAUCGAUACGUAUCUUGAACUUUCAGAUUCAUGUGCUCAUCUAUCUAUUUUUCCUCGAAAGUGUUUCCACAAUCCGGGCUCCAGGUACGAAUUCCUUAAGAAUUUAGGAAUCUCAGAGUGGUCCCUAUAGGGGUUAGGGUGGAAACAGACCCUAUAUGGGGCCGAAUAGCGGUUCCUUCAGGGGUAAAAGAAGGGCGGUCCCUAGAGGGGUUAGAGUGGAUUUGUUCCAUUUCUCAUGAAAAUUCUUCUUCGCAUAGAGUUCAUAGAGCAACAAUUAUAGAAUUGCAUGUCCCCUAUAGGGACCUUUUUUGCAAGCUUUAGUGGCCCCUAUAGGGUUAAUAAAGUGGUCUCUAGAUGGGUAUAAGGACCACUCUGGAUUUCCAAAGAAUAUGGGGUUGAAAAUUUUGACUUCAGAUGAUUCUGGUGCAAAGUUUUGCGCAGCGCACAAAGGAACAUGGGUGAAGUUGGAACAUGGCAAGGUUAGUAUUUUCUUUUUCAUGGUACUUUAGACGCAAAAUGGUUCAUGAACAGUAAUUGCCCUUUCUGAUUCAAGAAUGAUUCGGAAAAUGAAAGAAUUUUCAGAAAAAUUACGACGAUUGCAACGAUUUAAUCAUCUGGGUGAACACGGAGAAAGAGGUUUCACGGCGUUUUUUUUUUUUGAUACGCAAUUCAAGAAGUUUCGUAAAUUAUGUUGCUUAGGGUGUAAACACACCGAGACGCACUAUCGCAUACUUGAAAUUUUUUUUUCAAUUUCAGAACUUGCAAUUUUAGGAUAAUAGUUACGUAGUCUUUUUCAUCGAAAAAUCAGUCAUUGUUUGAAAUUUUUUUUAUUCAGGCAGAAGCGAAGGAAGCUUGUGAAUACCUCAUUCCAUUCGAAGUCGUCGCUGCAAAACCCGGAUUUCCGACAAAAUGCUCAUUCCGUACGUCCUUCACCCAUCAUUUAAUUUUGCACGGAUUGUUCUUUUCGAUACUUGAUCAUUUUCUGUAGGAGUUUACGGAUCUUGUCCGCCGGCGUGGUACCAAGUUUUGGGCGGAUGUUACCGACACGCGCUCGGACGGUACACCUUGGAAGAGGCGAAAAUCAUUUGCAUGAAGCACGAUCAAACGGCCAAAAUUGUACAGAUCAGCGGCACACGGAUUCACAAUCUGCUCAUCAGUAGGAUUUUUAAUAGGAAUUUUAAGGAUUCUGUAUGAUGAAAUCUUUCAUUUUUGAAUUUAAAAUGCUAGGUUGUAUCAUUCCGCGCCAGCUUAUCACAAUUUUCGUCUUCCUCUGAGCUACAGGACCGUUCCCCUUGAGACGCGCGAUAUUUAUAACUGCAUGCGCCUUUAAUAUUGUCCGUUUUUCGUGACUGGAAAGGGCGGAACUUUUCUGCGCCCUCCUCGUCUCUCGAUGACCCUCUCUUUUUGACGCACUAUUUUCGCGUUUCUGUGACCUCUCCGGUGAGGGAACAGAGAGACGCAAACUCUCGAAAACUGUCAAGUCAAGUUGGACUUGCUAUAUAUCAGAAGUUCAGGUCAAAUAGUCGGAGUAAUAAAUAAUGGCCGCUUAAAAGGGAUUGGAUCAAAAAGCCACAGAAAGGCAGCAAAAACGCCGUUUUUUUUUUGACGACGCCUCGCGCAUAUUUUUUUUUUCCCGUAAAGUGUUGUGUCGUGUGCACGCACUGCGGCGCUUUCGCACAUACCGUGUUCAAUGUGAUUUUCGCGAAAUUUGAAAUCAUCUCUGAUGCCGUGUUCAAAGUAAUUUCCGCGAAAUGCAAAAUGAUCUCUGACUCUCCAAAAUUUAGUGAUCUUUUCCUUUCUCUAACGGGUAUUUUGCAUUUCGCGGAAAUUACUUUGAACACGGCAUGAAUUUCCGAAAUUCAGUUAUAUUUUUCAUUUUUGGCGGCUAUUUUGAAUUUUGCGGAAUCAUUUUAAACACGGCAAGUGCUUUUAAAAAUAAGAAACAGAAAGACGGAGGUUUUGACCACGCCCCUUUAAUUUUUUGUUUUGCAUUUUCUUCCACUAAAAAAACGCCGUGAAAAGAGUCCCUUCAUCGAGCUUUUCAUUUUUUCUAGGAUUUUAAAAGCUAAAGAAAUGGUGGAAAAAAAGAAGGCUGCGAAAAUGGUGCAUGAGAGUCGAUGAAAUGGCGAAAAAAGGCAGCAAAAAAUGACAUUUCUGGAACCUUUUUCGAUCCCUUUCGAGUUUGCUUAUGUUGAAGACGCAUGCAGAGAAACAUCUCGCGAGUCUCGAACGGAAUGAUUUCGAGGAAAACGAAGAUCGUGACACGCGAAAUGGCCUAUAUGAAAAGAUAAAAAAAAAGUCCCGCAUAGGAAAAACUUGAAAUUUCUUCGAUAGAAGCUUCGGGACCCACAAAAAUUGGAUUCGUAUCUUUUUUUCAACUUCAGAAGUGAAUUUGAGAGAACCUCCCAUAAUAAAAAACCAAAAAAUUAGAGCCAUUUAGAACUUUUUCCUGACGUUGCUCGUGCCUGGAUCGACGUGGCGAAGCCCUAUGCCGAUAUAGUUGUUCAGCGUGAUUUCAGAGACACUGAUUCGAAGUGGACUGGUUUUUUUUAAUCUGCUCUGAAGAAUUAUUUUUUCGCUUCAGGCUAUCAAAUCACCGUCGCCGCCGCUUUGAUCGACCAGCAAAAGAUUGGGACAAUCGUCUAUAAAGACCCGAAAUCGCUGGCUUCUACCAUUUGCUCGAGAACCUUGCAGCCGUCCGAAGGAUGUAGUUUUCCACACAUUUUCCACAUUUCUUGAAAAUGUAUCAUUUUUUUUCAGAUCAUGAGUUUUUCCAGCGACUCACGAACCUCCUCAAAAUGAAAACCAACGAUUUGUAUGUAGUUUAAUCUUAUGAUUUCUCUAUAUAACUUGAAAAAAAGAACAUUUGGUGAAACAUUUUGAGACAGAAAAACAACUUUCGUAAUUUUUGUUCGAAAUCACCUUCACACCUUCAAAAUAUUUAAAUGUUUUUUUCAACAGGUUCAUUCGAAAAUCGCCUAAAAAAACCUGAUAAGUAUAAAUUGAAAAAAAUUAUCACGAAAUUACAAUUUUAUAAAACAACGCGUGUUUGCAAAAAUUUUCUUGUCCUUUUAAAAAUUUGAAAGAAAAAAAGAGAUUUUAUAAAAUUAUCUCAAGUCCGCAAAUCUUCGGAGCCGUUACCUCAGAGUACCGUAAUCUCAAGGCCCAUAAUCUCCGAAACCACUUAUCUCCGAAAACAAAAAUCUUCAAUUUUCUUUCUCUUUUUUGCAUUUUAUUUUCAUUUCUUUCUCGUGUGGCGCUCAGAAAACAAUCUCCGAUCGAAACUGCGUACGAAAGCCAAAUAUUUUCGUUUUUCAAACUUUUUUUUUAUUUUUUCCACUAAGUGGAAAUAAUUUUCAAUUUUUCAAAUCGACGUUUCUUUCAAUUUUUUUUUUGUUCUUCAGCUUCUCUGAUCACUUUUUCAUGUUGACAGCAAGGAAAAAAAGAGUGAAACUUGAAGUUCAAAUUGGCUUGACCUUAAAUUGUUCAGCUUCUCAAUAAAAAUAGACAUUUCAUGAAUAAAUUAGGGUUCGGCGAGCAAUUUCGAUCGGAGAUUGUUUUCUGAGCACAACACAAGUAAAAAAUGAAAAUAAAAUGCAAAAAAGAGCAAGAAAAUUGGAGUUUUUAUUUUCGGAGAUGUGGUUUCGGAGAUUAUGGGUCUUGAGAUUACGGUACUCUGAGAUAACGGCUCCGAAGAUUUGCGGAUUUGAGGUAAAAUCGUACCAUCACUCCAGCGUUAUAUAAAGUAACGAGCAAGGUCGCUCCACGGCGACGCCUUUUCGAUUUAUUCAUUUUUUGUCUUUUUUUUCCUCAUGUUCAUCGGAGAUACGGAGCAUGUUCCGAAACGCAAAAUAGUUUCAAGCCCCGAAAAAGUACAAUUUUUUUAGUUUAUAGCAAAAAAAAAACGUCCCUUUUUCAAUGAACAAGCGAUCAACCUUUUCUCAUUAUUUAUUUUGUUCAAGGUCUUUCAAACCGAAGGAGGCUUGGCCAACGACCUUCACAAGCACAAAUCAUUAUCAGUAAGACGAAUUUUGAAAGCCAUUUUUCUGAGUUUUCUCUUCAGUGUGGACGGCGACUUCCGACCCUACACAAAGACGGAUCACUUCCAUAAAACUUGCUCGGUUAUUUUCAUUUUGUUAAUUCAUGUAUACAUAUAUUAUUAAAGAAUAUCGCACGAGCGUUUUUGGAAGUUGGGGCUGAACACGCGUCGUCGCUCGUCUUGCCCGGAAAAUAUGCCCAAAACUUGGCCAGUCAAACGGUGAUUUUUUUUUUUGCGUUUAUUUUGAUUUUCUAUUGUUUCAUCAGCUUGAUAAUUUCUAGAAGAUUUUUCUCAAAGCCGGAAAGUAUUGAAUUAGUUUCAGGGAUCAUAUUUGCUAUUGGCAGCGUCUCCAAGUAAAUCAAAGCAGUGCGUAGAUACCGUCAAAUCCUUGUGAGUGCUUUUCUUUUGAAUCAUGUGCCAAAUUUUUUUUUCAAAUUACAUCUCAAGUGUUGAAUAUAACGCAUUAAAUUGAGUAAUUGUAUAUCACGGCUGGAUUGAGUCAUCGAAAAAAGGGUCCUGACACGAAAAAAAGAGAUAACGCUUCUUUAGGGGAGAGAUCAGACAGGCCACGCCCCUGUCCCAUGCCAUCCUUGAAUCAACUAUACAAAAGAAGGUGGUAUGAAAAAAAGACCAGCGAAAAUUCAAACGGCGACUUUUUCGAUUUUUUCAUAUCGCUAGGGAACUUUCCGACGGCCACCUUUCCGACGAAACUUUUUCCGAAUUUUUUCUCAAUAAACUCUUCGUUUUACAUAUUCCUAUAUAAAGUAGGUAGUUUGUUCAUAAUUAAAACACAAAGAAACAGGGAAAAAAAAUGUUAAUAGAUGUUUUAGAAACCGAAAAGCAUAUGGGAAAAAAGUCGGAAAAAAUUUCGUCGGAAAGGUGGCCCUCGGAAAGUUCCCUAGCGAAAUGAAAAAAUCGGAAAAGUCGCCGUUUGAAUUUUCGCUGGUGUUUUUUUCAUACCUCCCGAAAGAAUGAAAAAAAAGAACGUGUACUUUACGGGUAUCCAUAAUAACGCAGCAGUUUUUGUAAUAAGAUAAUACUGUUUAAAGAAUAAAGUUCUUGAUUUUGGGAUAAAUUCUGAUUUUUUUCAUAAAUAAUUUCACUGAAACUGGGCCGAAAGAUUGAAAAAAAUUAUGGUGAAGUUUUUAUCAAAAAAAGAAGUGAAAAAAAGGAAAAAAUAAAGGGGGAACUUGUGCUUUGUUUAGACGUUCCAUUUGUCAGAAAGUUUUCAUUCGUGAAGCAUUUUGCCUAAUCGAUUUCAACCCUUUUAUGGAAUCGAACUCUUAUGUGAAACCAUUUUCAUAUCAAGCUUCAGAAUUACAAAGAAAGACGAUUGCAAACGUACCUCGAGUGUGGGACCGUGCAUGGGGUACACUGACUCCAAUUAUCGAUCAGUUAGUUCUUAGAACAAAAAACCUCCUAAUAAAUUUAAUUCCAGGUUAACUUGGCCGCUUCCUCUCUUUCUGCGUAUACCGGAUGUUUCGAUGGAACGGCCGUUAUCGCCCAGCCCGCUGGGUUUUUUUUUUUCAUUUUCUUAAAAAAAAAUAACUAGCUUUCAGAAUGUACACCGCUUCUCGCCAUGUGCGGGGGCCGAUUCCAUGUGUUAUAGGUGAGGAAAAAGUUUUGAAUUAAACAACAAAAAAAGGAUUCAAUUUUUUUUAGUAGUUCUCACGAAAAACAGCUUCAAAUUGCAAAAAAAUACUGUUUAAAGAAUAAAAUUCCAGAUUUUUUCAUCAAUAAUUUAACUGAAAAUGGACCAAAAAAGAGGAGAAAACCGAAAUUCAGUUCACAAAAAGUUAAGCAGAUCAAAAAUUUAUUGUAAUUCAAAAAUUUCUAAAAACCAAAAUUCAGGUUAUAAAAAGUUAAGCAGACCAAAAUUCAGGUUACAAAAAAAGUUAAGCAGACCAAAAAUUGAGGUUACAAAAAAAGUUAAGCAGACCAAAAAUUCAGGUUACAAAAAAAGUUAAGCAGACCAAAAUUGAGGUUACAAAAAAGUUAAGCAGACCAAAAUUCAGGUUACAAAAAAAUUAAGCAGACCAAAAAUUCAGGUUACAAAAAAAGUUAGGCAGACCAAAAAUUCAGGUUACAAAAAAAUUGAGCAGACCAAAAUUGAGGUUACAAAAAAUUGAGCAGACCAAAAUUGAGGUUACAAAAAGUUAAGCAGACCAAAAUUGAGGUUACAAAAAGUUAAGCAGACCAAAAUUCAGGUUACAAAAAGUUAAGCAGACCAAAAUUCAGGUUACAAAAAGUUAAGCAGACCAAAAUUGAGGUUACAAAAAGUUAAGCAGACCAAAAUUCAGGUUACAAAAAGUUAAGCAGACCAAAAUUGAGGUUACAAAAAGUUAAGCAGACCAAAAUUCAGGUUACAAAAAAUUAAGCAGACCAAAAUUCAGGUUACAAAAAGUUAGGCAGACCAAAAUUCAGGUUACAAAAAAUUGAGCAGACCAAAAUUGAGGUUACAAAAAAUUGAGCAGACCAAAAUUGAGGUUACAAAAAGUUAAGCAGACCAAAAUUGAGGUUACAAAAAGUUAAGCAGACCAAAAUUCAGGUUACAAAAAGUUAAGCAGACCAAAAUUGAGGUUACAAAAAGUUAAGCAGACCAAAAUUCAGGUUACAAAAAGUUAAGCAGACCAAAAUUGAGGUUACAAAAAGUUAAGCAGACCAAAAUUCAGGUUACAAAAAGUUAAGCAGACCAAAAUUGAGGUUACAAAAAGUUAAGCAGACCAAAAUUCAGGUUACAAAAAAUUAAGCAGACCAAAAUUGAGGUUACAAAAAAUUAAGCAGACCAAAAUUGAGGUUACAAAAAGUUAGGCAGACCAAAAAUUCAGGUUACAAAAAAAGUUAGGCAGACCAAAAAUUCAGGUUACAAAAAAAUUGAGCAGACCAAAAUUGAGGUUACAAAAAGUUAAGCAGACCAAAAUUCAGGUUACAAAAAGUUAAGCAGACCAAAAUUGAGGUUACAAAAAGUUAAGCAGACCAAAAUUCAGGUUACAAAAAGUUAAGCAGACCAAAAUUCAGGUUACAAAAAGUUAAGCAGACCAAAAUUCAGGUUACAAAAAGUUAAGCAGACCAAAAUUCAGGUUACAAAAAAUUGAGCAGACCAAAAUUGAGGUUACAAAAAGUUAAGCAGACCAAAAUUCAGGUUACAAAAAGUUAAGCAGACCAAAAUUCAGGUUACAAAAAGUUAAGCAGACCAAAAUUGAGGUUACAAAAAGUUAAGCAGACCAAAAUUCAGGUUACAAAAAAAGUUAAGCAGACCAAAAAUUGAGGUUACAAAAAAAUUAAGCAGACCAAAAAUUCAGGUUACAAAAAAAGUUAAGCAGACCAAAAAUUCAGGUUACAAAAAAAGUUAAGCAGACCAAAAUUCAGGUUACAAAAAAUUAAGCAGACCAAAAUUGAGGUUACAAAAAAAGUUAAGCAGACCAAAAUUCAGGUUACAAAAAGUUAAGCAGACCAAAAUUGAGGUUACAAAAAGUUAAGCAGACCAAAAAUUCAGGUUACAAAAAAAUUAAGCAGACCAAAAAUUGAGGUUACAAAAAAAGUUAAGCAGACCAAAAAUUCAGGUUACAAAAAAAGUUAAGCAGACCAAAAAUUGAGGUUACAAAAAAAGUUAAGCAGACCAAUAUUAAUUUUCUAAAAAAUUGAGCGAAAAGAUUUAUUUUACAGAAGAUUAAGCAGAUAUUCGACUUACAAAAACUUAGCUCAACCAAAUCCCACUAAUACUUACUUUUUAUACGAAAUCCGUUUUCAGUGCCGAUACCCCUGCAAACUGUCAAUUUGAAAUGCCCACAAGGAUGGACCGCAUACGAUAGAGCUUACGAACUCGCCUGUCAUUUAUUCGUGGGUUUUUUUUUCUCGACAUUUUCUCUAAAUUUUUCCUCCGCCUUUUUUGUACAUUAUAAUUUGGCUUGCCUAAUAAUAAAUGAAUAAAUCUAUUCCAGGUUCUAACACGGAAAUCUUGGGAUGAUGCUCGUGCAUAUUGCCUCUCCGAACAUGGAGGCACCCUAUCCGCCUUUGAAACGGAACAAGAGAAAACGUUGCUUUACGGUUAGAGAAAAAUUCAAAUGGUGGAGCUAAAAAAAAUUUAAUCGCUCUAUAACUCUUCGAAAAAUAUCAUUUCAUUUUCUUCAGUUCAAACUUAGGUUUUGAUUGGAAAAAUUUGAGAGGAAUGCAAUAAAAAAUUGAAGUAGAAUAUUUUUUUUUUUGGCAUUUUUUGGUUUUUUACAGACCAAGCCAAAGGUAAGAUCCGCGGCGGCGGGCAAUUCUACAUUUCCGGCAAACGUAACCCGGAAUGCCGCACGAUGAAUUAUUCAACUGACCCCACUCACGUUUGCUAUCGCCCAAAUGUAAUCGAAAAUGCGUUUGAUUUAGUCAAAUAUGCUUUUUUUUGUAGCUUUUUUCGUGGGCAGACAUGGCGGGACGCGAUCACACCAUUAUCGAUAAAUUCUGGUCGCCGGGUAAUCCCGACUGGCGCAGGUAAAUUGGAGUACUACCCUUGGAGUAUUUUGAUAAGGGUUUAGGCUUGGAAAAUUUUAUGAUUUUUUUUUCUUGUAGAUGAACAACGAGUGAUAAAGGACGAGAAAAAUAGUUGAGCAGUUUUUUAAAUUAUUAAACAGGUUAAUUUUGAGCUCUGAAUAGUUUUUUAGGUUUCUAAAAAGGCAUGAUAUAAUAAGUGAUUUUUUGAGUGCAUAAAAAUAAGGUAUUGGUAUAGUUUUGAAAUAGUAAUUCACCGGAGAUAAAAGAUACUUACUUCAAGGAGCAAUUUGGAUUUUUUAAAACUGGCUACACUGUUCCGAAACGAGUUUUUUUUUCGCGGAAAAAAAUCUUAAAGCAUUCUUUUCGCUUCUACCAAAAAUUAUUUUUUUUUCGGAACUCUUAUGGCUGUACACACUUUACCAUGUUCAUCAUGAAAAACAUUUUCUGAAACUUGAAAGUUUAAGAUCGGAUGAAGAUUGCCUGACGAUUCUGGUCGGUAAUCACGGUUGGCUUGCAGCUGGCGGUGACAACACAUUGAACGAUAACUCGUGAGUUUCGAAAUAUUAAUUAGUAGAAGUGGUCUAUUUUUGUGAAAAGAGCUUCGAAGUAUCAAAAAACAAUCUUCUUCUACAAGCUGUAAAGUAGAAAGUUAUGCUUUUUUGGAUUUAUCUAUCCUUGAUUCGUCUGGCAUUGAAUUUUUCUCCGCACAGCGGUCUAGCUUCGGCUUGAGCCAUUCCAAAUGCGACCAUUAAAUUGAGGAUACUUUUUUGCUGAGCUUCCAUCUUUUCUCAUAAAGGAAAUGAAGGUCGCAAGUCGUUUUUUGGUCCGACGCGCAUCAAAUCAUUCCACGUGCGACCUCGGUUCUCAUUUAGCUUUAAUUUCGACCAUUUCCCGCAAAAAUCCUGAUUUUUGAGUGCUGGAUUUGUAAAGGUCUUUGAAAAUUGGUAGGAUCGUUACUUUGAGAAAUCAAAUAUAGUCUGUUCAGAUUUUAAAUGCCAAGUCCUCGCUCACGCUACGCCCCUAAUGGCGCGACAAACCAAUCAGAAAGCUAGCGAUUCACAGAGCGUUUUCGAAUGACGUCAUUCUACUUGACAUUCAAAAUUUGAACGAACUAUAUAUGCGAAUGUUGACAGGAAUGACUCAAAAUGGCUCCUUGAAAUAUUCUUAUCAAAAAGAUAAUUUUCAGUUGCUACUUCACACUGCCCUUCUCUUGUCAGAUCAUGUACCCUCACAAUUGA
This is a messenger RNA of Caenorhabditis auriculariae, 9844 nucleotides long. Lineage: Eukaryota; Metazoa; Nematoda; Chromadorea; Rhabditida; Rhabditidae. The record is from the annotation of a GenBank genome assembly.